Carlito syrichta (Philippine tarsier) is the source of this 2179-nucleotide messenger RNA. It is a transcript of the gene TESMIN, whose product is annotated as testis expressed metallothionein like protein. The record is from RefSeq and is a predicted model, not a curated record. The annotation marks the transcript as partial. Gene Ontology annotation, biological process: regulation of DNA-templated transcription. Gene Ontology annotation, cellular component: nucleus. The transcript is spliced from 10 exons. Lineage: Eukaryota; Metazoa; Chordata; Mammalia; Primates; Tarsiidae.
GCAGAACUCCAGGCCCCGCCCCUUUCAUGUCCUCGGCCCCGCCCCACCCAAGGCCCCGCCUUCACCACGCCCUCGACCCCGCCCCUCUCCCGCGAGCGGCUCAUCGUAGGCCUCGCCCUGGCCACGCCCCCUGCGCCAACCGCCAACGGUCGCAGGCGCCUGAGGCCCGGGGGCUUCCCGCUCCCCGCGCGCCUCGUCGCAGGCCACGCCCCCGGACACGCCCCCCAUCUCAACCGCCAACGGCCGCAGGCCCUUGAGGCCCGGCUAACCUUCUUGAAGCGUCGGGAGCUCCAUUUUGCUGCCAGGUGGGACUUCAGGCUUUGCUCCCUGCUGGUUGAAAUCAAGGAAGCAGGUGGUACUAUUACAAGCAGCAAUCCAGAGGAAGCGACUUUCCAGAAUGCUCUCACUCAGGAUUCCUGUUGCAAGUUCCCAUCGUCCCAAGAACCAGAGGACACCUCCAGCUGUUCUCUUAAGAAGGAGUCCAACCCAAUGGUGAUUUGUCAGUUGAAAGGGGGUACACAAAUGCUGUGUAUAGAUAAUUCUGGGACAAGAGAACUCAAAGCACUUCAUUUGGUUCCUCAGUAUCAAGACCAAAAUAAUUAUCUACAGUCAGAUGUCCCUAAACCAAUGACUGCUUUAGUGGGAAGAUUUUUGCCAGUACCUGCAAAAUUAAAUCUGAUUACACAACAAUUUGAUAAUGGAGCCUUACCAUCGGUAGUCAACGGGUCUGCCUUCCCGUCAGGAUCAACUCUGCCAGGACCAUCAAAAAUAACUUUGGCUGGGUACUGUGACUGCUUUGCCAGUGGGGACUUUUGUAGCAACUGCAAUUGCAAUAAUUGUUGCAACAACUUGCGUCACGAGAUCGAACGGUUUAAAGCCAUCAAGGCGUGUCUUGACAGAAACCCAGAAGCUUUCCAACCAAAAAUUGGCAAGGGAAAGCUGGGAGAUGUGAAGCCUCGACACAACAAAGGUUGUAAUUGCAAACGCUCCGGCUGCCUGAAGAAUUACUGUGAGUGCUUUGAGGCCAAAAUUAUGUGUUCUUCUAUUUGCAAAUGCAUUGGCUGCAAAAAUUAUGAAGAAAGCCCAGAACGGAAGAUACAAAUGAACAUGCUGAGCUCCGUGGAGACGGGAGGUUUCGAAGGCAGCCAUCCCUCGCCACCAGCUGAAUUCUCAGGACUUGCGAAAUUCAGAAAGGAUAGGCGGCCUACCUCGUGCAUCUCCUGGGAGGUGGUGGAGGCCACGUGCGCCUGCCUGCUCGCGCAGGGCGAGGAGGCCGAGAAGGAGCACUGUUCCCAGUGCCUGGCAGAGCAGAUCAUCCUGGAGGAGUUCGGAAGGUGCUUGUCGCAGAUUCUCCACAUUGAGUUUAAAUCCAAGGGGCUGAAAAUUGAGUAGAGGGCCCGGCCAGGAAACGUGAAUACGUGUUCCUGCGAGGAAACCUCUGGUUCAGACAGGCGGUGGGGGAAGUGCAUGGCCAGGUGGUCAGUGACAAGCAGGGGCAUCUAGACACGCUCUCCCUGCACCUGGGGCCUGAAUGGUGAUCAGAACUCCCUGUUUUGGGAGGAAGUAUGUGACGUGCAAGCGUUGCUCGCCUGGCCCAGAGGGGAGCGCGUGGGAUCCCGCAGUCCUGGGAGAACUGCCUGCCCCGACUCCAGCGAUGGAGGGUGAGAGCAGGCCCCGGGGGCCCAGUCCUCUUGCCGCCUCCCCUUGGGAAAAUAGUCCUGGAAAACCCUAGUGGUUUCUCGUUCGUUUUUCACAUUAUUUAGAAAGAAGCCAUCCAGGAGGGCUGUUGUGGUCCUUCUUAAAACCUCUAGAGAACCGCUGAACUCCCGAAGAAUUCCUGUAUCGUAGACAUUUCCCCAGAGUCACACACACGAUUAGUCCUUUGUUAAGGCCGCCGUGACACAGACAAUAUGGUCACCCAGCCCAGGCUUGCACCCAUAGUGUUUUCAGUUACAGGACUUAAAAUUACCUAGUUUCUUAAUGUUGUUUCUAUUUGAAUUGUGAAAAAGCUCUAUUAUCCAGUUGACUUCUCCAUAAUUAUUGUUUCGUUGUUAUUACUGUUUGUAAAGUGUGGUUAAAAUAACCAGCUUGCAGACGCCAGCAGGAAAGAUUACUUACUAAGUUGAUGCCUUUGGUGUGUUGUCAAAGCAAAUAUAAAUAAAAGUCCCCAGUGCCCUUG